Messenger RNA from Staurois parvus, 260 nucleotides. The record is from the annotation of a GenBank genome assembly. Lineage: Eukaryota; Metazoa; Chordata; Amphibia; Anura; Ranidae.
UAUGAGUUGGAGUCAGGGGCAGACUGACCAUUUGGAAACUCGGGCACUGCCCAAGGCCCCGGGGUCAGUAGGGGGCCCCAUGAGAUGCCCCUGGUACCUUUUUCAUAGGCUUUUUUGAGUUUGGGCAAGGACACAGGGGCCCCAUGAUCCCCAAUUCCCGGGGGCCCCAUGAGUUGUUAGUCCGCCCUUGGUUGAAAGCUUGAAUAAUCAGUCCGCCCCUAGACUUCCCUGAAGAGAUAGGUCAUGGAGUCAAAAGUCCA